Rhizophagus irregularis DAOM 181602=DAOM 197198 is the source of this 525-nucleotide messenger RNA. NCBI's taxonomy places the organism in Eukaryota, Fungi, Glomeromycota, Glomeromycetes, Glomerales, Glomeraceae. The record is from RefSeq and is a predicted model, not a curated record.
AUGCAAGAUGAUUUAGUUCCUAUAAUUCAAAAAUUAAAUGAUUCACCAGAGAACACAUCCAAGAUUAUAAGUGAAAAAUUAAGUCAAAUACUAGGAUCACAACAUGAUAACAAUAAAAUUAAUUUGCUACCAAGAUGUAAUGCUACUGUGGUAUGGGAAAAGGCAAGAAAUAUUGGAAGAAAAGAUAAACUGAAUAGAUUUGAAAAUAUGGAUCGCUAUUACAAAUCCUCACAUCAAAAUUCUAAACAUCUAAGACAGGAUAAACAAUACCUAAAAGAGAACAAUUUAAUAGAUUCACAGGAAAAUCAGAUUGUAGUACUAGAUGAUAUUCCAAUUGAACAGAAGUCAGUGCAGUCAGAAACUUCAUUAAAUGAAAAUCCCAUUUUAUCAAAGUUCCAUAGGGUGGGAAAAAAAGCACAUGAUCAAAUGUGCUUGUUAAUUAGUAACAAUUGGUGGUACAGUUGGGCUUAUAAGAAAACAAAAAAAAUUAUUAACAAUGUUGUGAUAGACUUAAAAACAAUAUGA